Molecule: messenger RNA, 1905 nt
Organism: Aspergillus eucalypticola CBS 122712
Lineage: Eukaryota; Fungi; Ascomycota; Eurotiomycetes; Eurotiales; Aspergillaceae
Product: AAA family ATPase CDC6
Exons: 3
Coding region: 1-1905 (634 amino acids)
Biological process (GO): DNA replication initiation; mitotic DNA replication checkpoint signaling; cell division
Cellular component (GO): nucleus
Molecular function (GO): DNA replication origin binding; ATP binding; ATP hydrolysis activity
Source: RefSeq, a predicted model, not a curated record
AUGGCUGCUUCGGUCCUCGGUAAGCGCCAGCGAGGUGCUAUCGAACCGGAAGUACCAUCAUUACCCGUGCGUCGAGCAAGCAGGCGCCGGACACAACAACCUCACGUCCGUCAAGAAAGCGAGCCCCCUGCACCCCAACCGCGCCAACUUCGGUCACGGACGAGAAACGGCAAUGGCGCCGCUAUUCAAGAAGAGCCUCAGGAAGAAUCAAAGAAUGAUUCGGUCGAUAGUGGACAGACAAAGCGUACUGUGCAGGUUGGCAAGGCGGCCAUAUCACCUGUUAAGCGCAGCCAUGCUACAGAUCCGGUCAAUGACGAAAACUCGACACCAGUCGAGUUCAAGACACCUUCGAAGUCCAGAUUUCGCGAUGCACUCGAUUCACCUCCGACAACACCGAAACAUCGAGUCCUGAUUGGCGGGAAAUCUAUGACUCCACGCACACCUCGACAUAUAUCGACGCCAACCACCACGCAGACUAUAUACUCCGAAGCAAGGCAGAUGUUUGCGCGGGGUGCAACUUCAGCUCGGAUAGUGGGUCGGGAUACCGAACGGGAGAAAUUGACCUCGUUCAUACAAGAUGGUGUUGAUUCGCGCAAAGGUGGUUGCUUGUAUGUCAGUGGUCCCCCGGGUACUGGAAAGAGUGCCUUGGUUCAGGAAGUGUGUCACGACAUGGACUUGAAGUCUCUCAAAAUCGCACAUCUCAAUUGCGCAAGUAUGCGGGGUGCUCGUGACGUCUACAGCAGGCUUAUCGGCGAUCUCUGCAACGACCAUGACGUCUUCAAGAAGAGCGAAGCAGAUCGGCUACGACUGAUGUUUACAUCCGAAGAGGAAGAUGAUAUGUUCUUGGUUACUCUGGACGAGAUUGAUCAUCUCCUCACCGCGGAUUCCGGUAUCCUCCAGUCCUUGUUUGAGUGGUCGUUGCAGGAAAAGUCUAGACUCUUGCUCAUCGGCAUUGCCAAUGCGCUAGACUUGACUGAUCGAUCACUCCCACAAUUGAAGGCCAAGAACUUGAAGCCUCGCUUGCUUCCCUUCUUGCCUUACAAUGCUGGCCAGAUUGCCAGCGUAAUCACCAAUCGUCUUCGCUCUUUACUACCUGAAGGUCAAACGGUGGAGCCCAAUUUCGUUCCCUUUGUCCAACCAGCAGCUAUUCAACUGUGCUCGAAGAAGGUGGCAUCGCAGACUGGCGAUCUACGGAAGGCAUUCGAACUGGUCAAGCGUGCCAUCGAUCUUAUCGAGCAGGAAGCACUCAGAAAGCUCGAGGCACAGAAUGCCAACCCCGAGAGUCCUACCAAAACAAUUCUCGUCGAGAACAACAAUCUUUCCUCAUCCUCAAAGUCUUCUUCACCCAAACAGACUCCUACUUUAUCUUACACUGCUAUCACAGCGCCUCGAGCCAGCAUUGCGCAUGUUGCGCGUAUCACUUCGGCGGCAUUUGGACAGGGGACUGUCCAGCGACUACAGGGGCUCAACCUUCAGCAGAAGGCAGCCAUAUGUGCUUUGAUUGCCCUGGACCGCAAGCGGCGGCAAGGUGAAUUCCCGGGCACACCGUCCAAGACCAAGCAUUUGCCGCCGACGAUCAAGCAAGUGUACGACACAUAUUGUACUUUGUGUCGGCAAGACAAUAUCCUACACCCUCUUACAUCUACCGAAUUCAAGGACGUGCUCAGCAACCUGGAGACGAUGGGCCUUGUAGGUGAAUACCAGGGCCGUGGUCGAGGUGGUACAGUCGCCGGCGGAUCAGAUCUGCGACGCAGUCCUUCCAAGCUCCACGGGCCAAUGACACCCAGCAAAGCCUUGGAUGAGCAGAGCCUGGUUUGUUUCGUCUCUCAGAAAGAGAUCGAGACACAACUUACCGGAGCGGGAGAGGGUAUCCUCCGGAGACUGCUUACCGGUCAAGGGCUGUAA